This is a messenger RNA of Parnassius mnemosyne (clouded apollo), 798 nucleotides long. The record is from the annotation of a GenBank genome assembly. Lineage: Eukaryota; Metazoa; Arthropoda; Insecta; Lepidoptera; Papilionidae.
AUGUGGUCAGAUGUGAAAAUCGUACAUGGAAAGCCAAGACAUAGCCAGAGUCAGGGAUCAGUGGAGCGUGCUAGUCAAGACAUAGAAAAUAUGCUUAGCACGUGGAUGGAAACUAACCAGAUAUCGAAAUGGUCAGAGGGCUUAAAAUUCAUACAGGCAAUGAAAAAUAGAGCAUAUCAUGAGGAAAUCAAAUGUUCCCCCUACGAAGCAAUGUUUGGUUGUCUAAUUAAAAUGGGCAUCGCGACUUCAACGAUUCCCAGAGAUAUAAUUGGAGUUAUAAGAUCUAAAGAAGAUUUGGAAAAUUUGUUGCAGUUGCAGAAAAAUGCAGAACAAAAUAAUGACGUCGAAAAUGUGAUUAAACAGGACAGAGAACAUAAUAAUGUUGAGAAAGAGUCACAAAAGGGAUUGUUCAUUUACACUGCUAAGAAUAAAAUACAAGAAGAGAUUAGUACUGAGAAGGUAAAGGGUAAUAAAAUAAACGAUAUUUCUAAUGUGACAACUGAGGAUAAUAUCGCUAGUGAAUGCAAUACCAAUUCAGAGACAGAAAGCACGAGCCAAUCGCAGGAAGUUCUUGUAACUAUAGAGUCAAUACCAAAAAAAAUUGAAUCUGUACUGACAGAAGGAAAUAAAGCAAAACUAAGUUUGGAGAAACAAGCUGAAAAAAUGAAAGACACGUUGGCUGAUAAAUAUUCAAAUGUGAGAAUUGGCCAAAAUGUAACACUGAAAGUACCUGAAAUUGACAAAGCUAAAACUGACCCGAAAACAUUAUUGCAGUUCUUGCAAUGUUGUAACAAGUGA